AUGUCAACCGCUCGCGCAUCCAAGUCGAAAGCCGAGGCCGGGUGUGCAGCACUGCAAGAAACGCUGUGGGACCCGACAGACCAUACAGAGCUUGACUUCUUGCGAUACCUGGCGUACGAGAAGGCUAGGGACGAUGUCGGUCAGUAUUGGGUCCAAAGCGGAAAGGACACGGGCUGCAGAGCGAUAACAACGUCCGGCAAGAUCAGGACCGUACCGUGUGACACAAAAUUACCGGCCUUGUGUUCCCAGUCGGCGCCGUUGAGUUCGACAUCGAGUAAUAAUACUGAGCCAAGAUGGCAGACGCAUGUACGGACCGGGGAGGCGGCAGUCGUAGGAUACCGCGACAAGCUUUCUUUCCGCUUCUUGGGCCUGAAAUACGCAUCCUACCCGUCUCGAUUCACCUAUUCUGCCUACCAGGUGCCCCGUGGUAAUGUCUCAGCCCUUGCUUACGGCCCAGGUUGCAUCCAGAGCGGUUGCGGCACCUCGACCUGUAGCGAAGCAUGUCUUUACCUGAACAUAUGGACCCCACACCUUCCCUCCAAUGCUAAGUCGCCCAAGAAAGCGGUAAUGCUCUGGAUCCACGGUGGAGGUUUCACGAGCGGAUAUGGCUCGGACACCACGUUCGAUGGGGGGAACAUGGCGUCCAGAGGUGACGUUGUGGUUGUGACCAUCAACUACCGCCUCUCUACGCUGGGUUUCCUUACAACGAACAACGCCACCUCGGGCGGCAACUACUGGUUGUCGGACCAAGUAGCAGCGUUGGAUUGGGUGCAGAACCAUAUCGAAGAUUUCGGUGGCGACAAGGGGGAGGGUUCUCAUAUUCGGACAGAGUGCCGGUGGCGCUUCAGUGAGGGCAUUGCUUGCGUCGCCACGCGCGAAGGGUAA
Molecule: messenger RNA, 885 nt
Organism: Didymosphaeria variabile
Lineage: Eukaryota; Fungi; Ascomycota; Dothideomycetes; Pleosporales; Didymosphaeriaceae
Exons: 2
Coding region: 1-885 (294 amino acids)
Source: RefSeq, a predicted model, not a curated record